This is a messenger RNA of Paramacrobiotus metropolitanus, 3128 nucleotides long. RefSeq lists its product as uncharacterized. Bases 447 to 2885 code for a protein of 812 amino acids. The record is from RefSeq and is a predicted model, not a curated record. The transcript has 9 exons. NCBI's taxonomy places the organism in Eukaryota, Metazoa, Tardigrada, Eutardigrada, Parachela, Macrobiotidae.
GCAAGGCAAUCAUCAGAAGUAUGCUUCAAGUUAUACUACUUGUACGAGUUUAUGCCGAAGUUCGAAAACCUUGGACGGAAUUCCGGAUUGCACUGUUUUGCAUACUGAAGUAGCCGACUGGGAGUAACUGCCUGACGAGCACACGCUGCAGCGUACAUUGCUACUUCAGUCAGCCGAAAUGUUGUUGUCGAGGCAGUCGAGCCAUGGCCAAACGCAAUGGAGCUGGAACGUGAUACAUCAUACCGCUCACAACUAAGAUAAAGUACUAGGUCAGAGUUUCUUUGCCAUCCAUGGAUGCAUUGUUGCCUGGUUCUCACGACAUGAUGAUCGUGUAGUCCUUACGCUGCGAAAGACUGUCGUUAUCCAUCUGUGCUGGCUGCACCACAGUAGUCUGCAUGCGCCUACGGAACUGCUACCACAACGUCGCCAUAACCUGAUAACCAACGAUGUUUUCGCUGUACAGGAUUCGCGUCACGGGAUGUUUUAUAUACGUUUUAUUGUUCAUAAGGAUCUGUGCAACCGAAAAUGCCAGUCCUCCAUGGCAACUCACGGAAUUCCUGCCUGCCACGCCACCCAGUUCCUGCUCGGAAUUCGCGCACAUCAGGAAUUCCAAGGCAAACAAGAGCGAUGGUGACCGACGCAUUCUUCUGUUGUGCAACGACCAAACUGCGGACGAGCAGAACGGCUUUCGUGGCUUGGAACUGGAAUGCUCGCCACGGGAUGCUCACAAAUGGAGCAGCGAUGGACAGCAGGCGACGGGUUAUGUCGGAGAACAGCUGUUUGCUAUUUCCACGAAAGGCCGCGUUCGAAUGAUAAAGGCGUUCGUGGUAGCCAACCGGUCUUUCGUUGUCGUCCUCAUCGAGCGCAGUUACAGUUUCCUGUACGAAGUCCUCGAGGACGACAAGGGCAUUGUCCAGAUUGUCAAACUGCAGACCAUCCCGUACAAUUACCUUUCCGAUGUCACUGCCGUCUACGUCUCGACGGGCGACGUGUACGUGGCGUUCGCUGCUUUUGAACCGGAAGGCGUCGAUAAGACCCGCCUACAAGACAUGAUCGCGCCCGUGUAUCGUCUGCACAAUGCCCGAUUAAAAUUGUGCGACUUUGCCGGUGUCACGCGCAGUGUGGCGGUGCGUGGUUGGGAACACGAGGGCGGAUUUCCUACUCUGGCGUACGCGGCCUACUUGGAAAAGGAAUCCGAUAAAUCGGCAAUCAACUUCUUUGAUGUGUUCAUGGACGACGAAGGCAGCUGUCGGGUGGCGGAGCGGCAUUUCCAGUCCAGCAUCAAAGAAGUCAAUGAUCGACAACUGUGCGGUAUUCAAUCGAUCGAAGUGCUACAGAAAGAUGCGAUAAAAUACCUGGCCGUUGCCUUGAGUCCCGUCGACCAGAAUCAGGAUUGCGGUCAUAACGCCAUGACAGAAUCGUUUAUUUUCCAAACCGACGACAAGGCGCGACAUCGUUUUAUGGUUGAUCGCUAUAUUCGGUUCCCUGCAGCCCAGACACGGUUUUCGGGAUUCCGCUUAAUCAAAACUUCCUGCAAUGCGGACGUGAUCCAGGCGUUUGGCUACUUUUCUAAGACACUAUUCUUCACGGCGGAGCAGUUUGAAGAUGAUAAGGUCAUCUUCCUGAAGCGCAUUGCAAGGCUGGAUACUCCACCCAAUGUGUGGCAUUCGUCCGUUGGAUACUGCAGUGGACAGCGUGCUUUGUUAGCGUUGUCGAGACCAGAUUUAUUCGGCGUUCCCGUAUUAGAGCUCCACUGCGGCGGGUACGAUGCUCCACAAACCCGCCCCAACAGAAAUCUUCCCGAAGUGAGAACGGAUGCUAGGUCGUAUUACAGCCUCAAAGACAACGAUGAAAACAAUGACCGGCCAGAAAGUGCUGCCUUCCGUAACGUGACCUUUCCGACUUUGCCUGCCUACAUGGACGUCACCCCGGACAAUUAUGUCGAAAAAGUCGAAAAAUCAGAACAUGAGGAUGACGGAGAUGACGCGGGCCGUUCAACAUCUCAUUGGCACGGUAUAGUCUCAUAUAAACUCUGGAAGAAGAAGCAGGGCAAUUCAAAUUCAUCGAUGGUCUCCAGACCAAGCCCGGCUUUCCUUGAACAGAACCAGGCGUCGGAAAUCAUCCAUCCUUAUACCCAGUCGCCGGUGUUCGUAAGUUCCACUGUCGGCGUUCCGCCAGACAUUCCUACUUAUUCAGGAAACACCAGGUAUCAAAAUGUAUCAUUACCGCUCACUCGGCCAUCGUUUCGGACGCUAGGAACCUCACCGAAUCUCUUCUUGAGCCCGUCGAUGCUCAACAAUGGCAGUCCCGUGGGAUCCAAUCGGAUCUCAUCAGGCGACACUGAACCGGAUCCGGGAACGUUAGCAUUCGACCAGAGCAGCGAUCCGCCAACUCUGGCCCACGUCACCUCGGAGCCGGCCCCCAGCUCACAAGAAUACCUCCUUCCGUCCAGCCACAUACCACCGGCCAGCUACGAGCCGCCUUUCUGGUCACAGGACAUUCCCGGUAACACCAGCACCGUCCCGCCCAGUCCGCUGAUCAACCAGCCCCCAGUAUAUCCGUUUCCCGGGGAGAAUCCUCCCAACGCCGAAUCCUACCUGUACCCGAUGUAUCCACCUAACCCGCCGACAGUACCAGUGCGGAGUGAUACCGUUUAUCCGAACCCGUACCCCCAACCGCCACCCGGUAUAUACGAUUUUCCUAAACAGCCACCGAUGUACUACCCCGAAAUGAGCUAUCGACCGCCGUACCUCGAGCAGCGAAUGCCGGAGUAUGGGGCUCCAGCAAUGGGACCAGAACAGGCGAUGAAGGAGAACGGACGAUGGGGUGGUGGAAAGAGUAAAGGGCUGCGACGCUACAAACGCCGAUACAGUGCGCCUGGUUAAGUGGAUAACUUGACGGUUUUCCUUGUUGAAUUGUCUAGAUGGUUUGGUGUUAAUAUUUGUGAUCGUGGUUUUGCUUGUAUGAGGUAAAUCGUUAUUAGAAUAUGUGAUUUUUCAUGCUUUGUUGUGAAUGCCUGACCUUCAGCUUUUAGUAUCUCUUCAUGAGCUGCUUGACAUACUCGUACUUUUUUAAAUUUAAAAUGCGUUGAGAACUUGCUCAGUGACUUUGGAAGCUAAAAAAUAAAA